Molecule: messenger RNA, 2067 nt
Organism: Ilex paraguariensis (yerba mate)
Lineage: Eukaryota; Viridiplantae; Streptophyta; Magnoliopsida; Aquifoliales; Aquifoliaceae
Source: the annotation of a GenBank genome assembly
UAGUAUGUAACAAUAAUUCCGGAGAAUAACCAAACUAAGGAGUGUUGUGUCCUAUAAAGAAGGCUCAUCGAGGGCAUGUCGUUUUCUUAUCGAUGUUUUAAUCUUCCACCAACAAAAGAUAAAGCUUUAGCUGCGUUGGAUACGUACACUGAGUUUCAGGGAAACACGACAACUGCAUUUCAAUGGCGAGGCACGAAGAGCUACCGGUUCCAAUCUUUUCCACACUCGAACCAGUGUACGGAGACGGAUCACAACUCGAAGAAGCUCAGCUUCGAUAUGACAUAUUAAAAUCCAAAUUCAUCCAAUUCUUCGGGCACCCUCCUCAUCUCUACGCUCGAUCUCCGGGGAGAGUGAAUUUGAUUGGAGAGCAUAUUGACUAUGAGGGGUACUCGGUGUUGCCAAUGGCAAUUCGGCAAGACACGAUUGUGGCCAUACGGAAACACGACGCCGGAGAAUCUGAAAAGUUGCUGCGGAUUGCCAAUGUUAAUGAUGACAAGUACACCAUGUGUACUUAUCCCGCUGACCCUGAACAGGAGAUUGAUCUACAAAAACACAGAUGGGGUCAUUAUUUCAUUUGUGGGUAUAAAGGUUACCAUGAGUAUGCUAAAUCAAAAGGGUUGGAUGCUGGUGUACCAGUUGGACUUGAUGUUAUUGUUGAUGGCACAGUUCCUACAGGGUCUGGAUUGUCGAGCUCUGCAGCAUUUGUUUGCUCUUCUACAAUUGCUAUAAUGGCUUCAUUUGAUGCGAACUUUCCAAAGAAAGAUAUUGCUCAACUUACAUGUGAAUGUGAACAACACAUUGGGACACAAUCUGGUGGAAUGGACCAGGCAAUCUCUGUCAUGGCCCAAUCCGGGUUCGCCGAAUUAAUUGACUUUAACCCUAUUCGUGCAACUGAUGUGCAACUUCCUGCUGGUGGGUCUUUUGUAAUAGCCCAUUCAUUGGCCGAAUCCCAGAAAGCAGUCACUGCUGCUACAAAUUACAAUAAUCGGGUUGUUGAAUGCCGUCUAGCUGCUAUCGUUCUUGGAAUAAAGCUUGGUAUGAAACCUCAGGAGGCUAUUACCAAAGCAAAAACUCUUUCUGAUGUUGAAGGGCUAUGCGUUUCAUUUGCCGGAUCUUCUGAUCCCGUUGUUGCUGUCAAGGAACUUUUAGUUGAAGACCCUUAUACAGCUGAAGACAUUGAGAAGAUCACGGAGGAAAGCCUGCAAGCAAUCUUUGCUGAUUCUCCAACUUCUAUGGAUGUGCUAAAAGCUGCCAAUCACUAUAAGUUAUUCCAGAGAGCCUCCCAUGUCUACUCUGAAGCCAAGCGGGUAUAUGCUUUCAAGGACACUGUAUUAUCAAAACUAGGUGAGGAGGACAUGCUGAAGAAGCUUGGUGACCUUAUGAACGACAGCCAUUAUAGCUGCAGUGUUCUAUAUGAGUGCAGCUGCCCAGAAUUGGAAGAACUUGUAAAGAUUUGUCGAGAUAAUGGUGCUCUUGGGGCAAGACUUACAGGAGCUGGUUGGGGUGGUUGUGCAGUGGCUUUGGUGAAAGAGAAUAUUGUCCCUCAAUUUAUUCUCAACUUGAAGGAGCAAUUUUAUCAAUCGAGGAUUGAGAAGGGGGUGAUCAACAAGAAUGAUCUUGGCCUCUAUGUUUUUGCUUCCAAGCCAUCGAGCGGUGCUGCAAUUUUCAAAUUUUGAUUUCUGUCCUCUUAUCGUAGCCUUUCCAUUUUGGCACAGAGGAAGACAUCAUCAGAUGAAGUUCAGUGGGUGUUAGUUUUAUUUAUGAAUGGUGGCCCUUUGAUAUAUCUUGUUGUCCAUGAAUAAUGUCAAUGUUCUUGUGUAACGUAAUCGAUGAAGUAGAUAUUUUAAUCAAACAGUUCCAUUGAGUCAGCUGUGGCUGUAGCUGGAUGCCGGGGGUGGAAGGGUGCAAAUUUCGUACAUUGCACUGGUUCGCUAUUGAACUAUAAUAUACAUGUCUAGUUCCCUUUGUGGGGUUGAAAAACAAUUGAGUUGAUCAUAGUCUGCUCCACCAUAUGAACUGUCUCAUUCAGGGUUCAUAUAUAUCCAACUUCACAUGGCUUUGCACCUC